Molecule: messenger RNA, 455 nt
Organism: Symbiodinium pilosum
Lineage: Eukaryota; Dinophyceae; Suessiales; Symbiodiniaceae
Source: the annotation of a GenBank genome assembly
GAGGACGAUCUACCGGGUGAUGCCUGUCUGGGUUGUGUUUGAAGUGAAAUGCCCAACCGUCAAUUUAGAAGACGUCCGCAUCGUCGGAUCUUUGCCUGAACUUGGCUCCUGGGAACCAUCCCGAGCUUUGCCUUUGGUGACUUCAGAGCGGACGUACCCAGCGUGGAAAAGCGCAGAGAUCUCAUUGCCCAGCCAAGUGACAGAGGUUGUCCAGUACAAAUACAUCAAGGUCUUCGACGGAUCGUUGGUUCAGUGGGAGGGUGGGCCUAACCGCAUUCUCGACGUGAGCUGCCUCGUGGAGAGGAUGGUGAAUUAUGUCGACGACUUGACGUUUGACAUCAAUGACACUGUGACUCGUCGAAGUGGGAAUCGCAUACGGUUUCAAGAAGCUUCCAAAAGCGCUUCUGUGACGACCAGCCGCUUCGCUAGCAGCGUACCCUCACCUCUCCGUGCGA